AACACAGAAGCUGAAGAGGUUUACAGGGUUUUCCCUUCUUGUGGUGCUUACGUUUCUUACAGGGGCGAAGACAUCCUAAACCAGAGGAAUGACUCUGUAGUUGUGGAGUUUCAGUCGUCAGCCAGCAGAUGCAGGAGUGCCUAUGAGCCAGACAGAAAUGUAUUACGGAGGAAAGAACGAGAGCGACGAAAUCAGGAAACUCAACAGGAUGACGGCACGUUUAAUUCUAGUUACUCCCUCUUCCGUGAGCCUUACAAGACUAACAAGGGGGAUGAGCUCUCCAACCGGCUCCAGAAUACUUUAGGCAAUUAUGAUGAAAUGAAAGACUUCUUAACGGAUAGAUCCAAUCAGAGUCAUCUUGUUGGCGUUCCCAAAACUGGGGUUCCUCAGACUCCCGUGAACAAGAUCGAUGAACAUUUUGUUGCAGAUUCGAGAGCCCAGACCCAGUCUUCGUCUGUCUGUAGCUCUGCAUCUUCCACACCAGCAGCUGUCCCAGUGCAGCAGAGUAAGCGGGGCACCAUGGGCUGGCAGAAGGCUGGGCACCCACCAUCUGAUGGCCCACAGAGAGCAACACAACAGGGCUCUCUCAGGACCUUGCUUGGAGAUGGUGUUGGCAGACAGCAGCCACGGACCAAACAAGUGUGCAAUGUGGAGGUGGGUCUUCAGAUCCAGGACAGGCCACCUGCUAUGGCAGCCAAGCACAGCAGUGGCGGACACUGUGUUCAAAACUUUCCUCCAUCGCUGGCUUCCAAACCCAGCCUGGUCCAGCAGAAGCCAACUGCAUAUGUGCGGCCAAUGGAUGGCCAAGAUCAGGCUCCUGAUGAGUCUCCUAAGCUUAAGUCAUCUACAGAAACCAGUGUGCACUGCACAUCGUACAGGGGCGUCCCAGCCACCAAGCCAGAGUCAGCCAGAACCAAGGCCAAGCUUUCCAAGUUCAGCAUCCCCAAACAAGGAGAGGAGAGUAGAGCUGGAGAAAGCAACAGCUGUGUUGAAGAAAUAAUUCGGGAGAUGACCUGGCUUCCACCACUUUCUGCUAUUCAACCACCUGGGAAAGUAGAACCAAGCAAAUUUCCAUUUCUAAAUAAGGACUCUCAGCUUGUAUCCUCCGGACACAAUAAUCCAAAGAAAGGCGAUGCGGAGCCACGGAGCCCAGACAAUGGUCCAGCAAAUACAUCAAUGCUAGAAGAUGACCUCAAACUGAGUAGUGAUGAGGAGGAGAAUGAACAGCAGGCAGCACAGAGAACUGCUCUCCACGCUCUAUCUGACAGCACCGUGGUCCAGCCGAACUGCAGAGCCUCUGUGCCUUCCAGCAAGGGCAGCAGCAGUGGCAGCAGCAGCAGCAGCAGCAGCUCCUCCAGCGACUCUGAGAGCAGCUCUGGAUCCGACUCGGAGACCGAGAGCAGUUCCAGCGGGAGUGAGAGCAGCAAGCCUCCGCACUACUCCAGCCCAGAGGCCGAACCGGCGUCUUCUAACAAGUGGCAACUGGAUAAAUGGCUGAACAAGGUCAAUCCCCACAAGCCUCCUAUUCUGAUCCAGAGUGAGAGCCAGGGGCCAGAGGGGAAUCAGUACUACACCCCCGUGAAAGACGACGUGCAGGAGUGUGGAAAACUCCCUGAUCUUUGCCAAGCCAGCCUGAGAGAGAAGGAAGUCAAGAGCCCCUGCAAGGAGGAGCAGAGGCCCCGGACAGCGAACAAGGCCCCGGGAAGUAAGGGGGUGAAGCAGAAGUCCCCGCCCGCGGCGGUGGCCGUGGCCGCAGCCGCCCCUCCGCCGGCGGUGCCCGGUGCGCCCGCGGAGAGCGCGCCCGCCCCGGCUCGGAGGGCGGCGGGCAAGAAGCCCACCCGGCGCACGGAGAGGACCUCAGCGGGCGACAACACCAACUGCCACCGGCCCGAGGAGCCCGCGGCCGGGGACGCUCUGGGGGCGAGCGUGGUGGUCCCCUCAGAGCCCACCAAGAGCCGGCCCAGCAGCAACGGCAGGACAGGCCACAGGAAGGAGCGGCGCUCCUCGGUGACCUGUGAGAAGCGCCGCACGCGGGGGCUGAGCAGGAUCGUCCCCAAAUCCAAGGAGUUCAUUGAGACAGAGUCUUCGUCUUCGUCGUCCUCCUCGGACUCUGACCUCGAGUCGGAGCAGGAGGAGUACCCGCUGGCCAAGCCGCAGCCCGGGGCCCCGUCCUCCUCGUCCUCUGGUGGUGACCAGAGGCUGAAGGAGGCUGCAAACAGCGUGAGCGGCGGGGGCGGCCCCCGGGCCCCCGUUGGCUCCAUCAACGCCAGGACCACCAGUGACAUUGCCAAGGAGCUGGAGGAGCAGUUCUACACGCUGGUCCCCUUCGGCCGGAACGAGCUCCUCUCCCCCCUCAAGGACAGCGAUGAGGUCAGGUCUCUCUGGGUCAAAAUUGACUUGACCCUUCUGUCCAGGAUCCCGGAACACCUGCCCCAGGAGCCGGUGGUCCUGAGCACACCAGCAGCCAAGGACGCAGAGAGCGCGCCGCUGCCCAGCCUCUUGUCGGACGCGCCUCCCGAAAAGACUUUGCCAAAAUCCAAGAGGAAACGCAAGUGUGAGAACGAAGAUGACCACAGAGAGGUUAAGAAGACCCAGACAGAGAAGGAGAGCGCGUCCCGCCUGACAGCUUCCGCCAGUAACGCUGUGUCUGCAAACCACUGCAGCGUGGGCAUUAGCAGCCUGGCAAUACCAAUAAAUAAAAAUGAAAAAAUGCUCCGCUCACCUGUCUCACCCCUCUCCGACGCAUCUAAACACAAAUACUCCAACGAGGACUUAAAUUCGUCCAGCAGGCCUAACGGCAACGGUCUGUUCACUGCCGCCUCCUCCAACAAAAAGCAUAAGGCCGAGAACCAGCUGCUGUCUCACGCAGGAGACCUGGCGAAAGCAGCACACAACAAUUCCGAGAACGUUCUCCUCCACAAGUCACGGCCACAGACAGAGCCAUGGUCUCCAGUCUCCAACGGGCACAGGGACUGCAAGAGGCAGAAGCUUGUCUUUGAUGAUAUGCCACGCAGUGCAGAUUAUUUUAUGCAAGAAGCUAAACGGAUGAAGCAUAAAGCAGAUGCAAUGGUGGAAAAGUUUGGAAAGGCUCUGAACUAUGCUGAAGCAGCCUUGUCAUUUAUUGAGUGUGGAAAUGCAAUGGAACAAGGUCCAAUGGAAUCCAAAUCUCCUUAUACCAUGUAUUCAGAAACAGUAGAACUCAUCAGGUAAGGAUUGUGUUUUCUUGCUGGGACUCGAGGGUGGGGGAGCAGGUGAGGAAUAUAUGUAAGUACUAAGAAUACAGAGAAUGUAAAUCUACACCAUCAGCCACCAGUAACCAGUGUUCAUCCCAAAAUAUACACAGUUAAGAUUUUGAAAGGCACUUUAACACACUCUGCCUCCUUUGCUCUCUUUGUGAGCAAGACAGGGCAGCUCCUAUAACUCACAUUGCUUCAGCGGGGCCAACACAUGCCUACGUCACCAAUCUAGGAAGUCAUGUUUAACUCAUUCCACCUCAGAGUUCCUUUUUUCACUGUGGUUCAGGCUGGUAUAAUCUAAAUCUUACUUCCAUCAAUAAAUUACUCAGGAGUAUUCAAUGAAAGGAAAGAAGGUUAGGGAGACUUUAUGAA
Trichechus manatus latirostris (Florida manatee) is the source of this 3608-nucleotide messenger RNA. RefSeq names its product ALF transcription elongation factor 3 (gene AFF3). The transcript has 17 exons. Lineage: Eukaryota; Metazoa; Chordata; Mammalia; Sirenia; Trichechidae. The coding region runs from base 319 to 3210 and encodes 963 amino acids. The record is from RefSeq and is a predicted model, not a curated record. Gene Ontology annotation, cellular component: super elongation complex; nucleus. Gene Ontology annotation, biological process: regulation of gene expression.